AUGAUGGAGUCCGACACAUCAUCCCCCGAAUCAAGUCAGGCUAGCCAUGCCAGUCAUUUUCUUGAUCAGGCGCGGAAUAUAAACAAUCCCAUUGAUUCCAUUUCCUCUGCGGCCCGACGAGCCGUUCAGCUAUUAUCUUCUGAUUCAUCAGAAGCUCUGGAAGGACGACAAGCAGAAGAUCACGAUGAGCGGUCUCUUGACUCGGAGAAAGUCGAGUUUCGCAUUCCUUUGAACACGACAGAUCGGAACAUAUCUACGACAUACGUGGACCGUUUUCAUUCCGAAUCCGACCACCCCAUGGAUAUACUGGAUUCUACGAAGGCCGCGAUGAACGUUCCAAAGACGUAUCCGCACUUGGGUUGGCGGUUAUCUACAGCCCGCCGCACGGACCCCCCACAUCGGCUUUUAACUUCUCAAGAUCUCAACAGCGCUUUCAAAGCUGCACGUUUUGAGCAGAUGUCUGGCAGGAAAAGGAAGAAACUUGCCAUCGAAAUCGUCAACACCAUGCCUGUGAUAAAAGGGAAGCCAGCAAAAAAAGAGGCAAGCACAUGUUCUGCAGGCGAGCAGAGCUCUCGGACGUCCGACCUGUCACUUUUGCCAUACACGAAAGAACUUGAGAACAUCAAGAGAAAAUUGUUGUGCCCCGAGCAUCGACUGGGGGACUCGAACGAUAUAUUCUGUUGGGAAUGGGCUAAAUACCUAUACGAUGCUCAAGACUCAGAUAACCCCUGCGUUACUCUACCAAAUACACCCCAUUUCGACGAGAUUCACAAGGCACGUAAGGAACGAACUGCGUCGUUGCUUCAACGUAUGCCCACCGAACUUAUUUCGCCCAUUAUUCACAAUCACGUCCACCUCUCAUCCGAGUCUGCCAUCGAUAACACAUGGGCCUCUAAUUCCGAAUGGCAAAGGGGAGACCCUAUGGUUCCUCCAACUCUCGAGAGGACAUAUGCACUCUACAUGGAGAGUGACGAAGAAACCGAUGAAGACGGAACACCGCAAGAUGAUAUUGACGAUAUCCUUAGGAAAAUUGAUCUUUGCUACCCUGCUCUGAAUUUUCUGCAGUAUGUGGAUAAGCUAAAGAGACGUGGAAUAUUUUAUCUGCCGACUGCAGCGCAUUUUGGUAUUAGGUUUUACGUGGAGAAGGUUGGCAUGUCAGAGGGCGCUGCAUAUACUUUUCACACUCAUGUCUGUAAAGCUCGCAUGAAGGAAGAACGUGCGAGGGCGAGAAGGAAGGAGAAAGGGAAAAAGAGGGCACGGCGAGUGCAGGCUGACAAUCUCGAGUAG
Molecule: messenger RNA, 1287 nt
Organism: Suillus fuscotomentosus
Lineage: Eukaryota; Fungi; Basidiomycota; Agaricomycetes; Boletales; Suillaceae
Exons: 5
Coding region: 1-1287 (428 amino acids)
Source: RefSeq, a predicted model, not a curated record